AUGUCAACCCCCGCCUCGUCCUCCUCCACCUCCUCUGCCGCUGCCUCCGCCGUCGUCCCGGCCAUCCCAACCGAAUACGUCUAUUUCGAACGAUCGCCUACGGGGUUCAGGAAGGACACGUUGGAGAAGGCGCAGGCGGCCAAGUUGAAGUUGGAGCAUUUCUAUGGCAAGGCCGUGCAGGAGGCGAUCGAGAGGAAUGGCAGGUCAGUAGUACAUCCCCAUCCUCGUCCUCAUCCUCAUCCUCAUCUGCGCGCGGGACACGUAGCGGUGCCAGUCGUGGUCGGCGUUUGUGCCGAGUCGGAUCGGAUCGGGGUGGGGUUAGCGCUUGCUAGGAGGGAGAGGAUAUGGGAGCAUGUCGUUCCUCGGAGAUGGUAUUGGAACGAGUGAGGCAGCACGUCGUGCGAUGCAUCGUCAACACGCUGAGCGAUCCUCGGACCUCCACGCGAUCCAAAGUGCCUCGUGUCCGAAUCGUCGCUCAGGCCUCCUCCAUUGACGACAACCACAUUCGCUUCCAACGUCGCUCGACGUAUCACACGGUCCUGAACUUAUCGUACUGACUUCCAACUCUACUUCGCGCAAUUCCUAGACGAUCCGAACUCGAAAAGCGACUCGUGGCGGACAAGUCGAUGCCAGACGAAGCCAAGGCGCGUCAACUGGCCCAGCUCGGUCGCACCGAAUCGUCCUUCCUCCGAUUAAGAAGGACGCGUCUAGGCCUGGACGAUUUCAGGACCGUCAAGGUCAUUGGGAAAGGUGCUUUCGGUGAGGUGAGUCAAAAGAGCUGGGUGGGCUGCUGGGUGCGAAGCUUUCGUGAGGGCUUGGCUGAUUUCGGUUUCUUGUGUGGGGUUCUCAGGUGCGCUUGGUGCAAAAAGUCGAUACGGGCAAGAUCUAUGCGAUGAAGAGUUUGAAAAAGGCCGAAAUGUUCAAAAAGGACCAGGUGGGUGAACGUUCGUGGUCGUCGAGGUCCUUGCCGUCACUGACGCCGUUGCUCCGUUCGCCCCAAAGCUCGCCCACGUCCGAGCCGAACGAGAUGUGCUCGCCGAGUCCAACUCGCCCUGGGUCGUACAGUUGUACUACUCGUUCCAGGACUCGAACUACCUCUACCUCCUAAUGGAGUUCCUCCCCGGAGGAGAUUUGAUGACCAUGUUGAUCAAGUACGACACCUUCAGCGAGGACGUGACGCGUUUCUACAUGGCCGAAUGCGUACUCGCCAUCGAGGCCGUCCAUAAACUCGGCUUCAUCCACCGCGAUAUCAAACCGGACAACAUCCUCAUCGACAAGGACGGGCACGUCAAACUUUCUGACUUUGGUCUGUCGACGGGUUUCCACAAGCAGCAUGACUCAGCUUAUUAUCAGAGGCUGUUGGAUGGGAAUGAGGGGGCCACGCGCCCGCAGAACAAUGGGAGGAAUUCGGUCGCGCUCAACUCGAUCAACUUGACCGUUAGUUCCAAGGAUGCGAUCGCGACUUGGAAGGCGAACCGACGGAAGCUGGUGAGUACCCACAAGACUGUCUCAACUUUCCGGAUCCGAAAGAGUUCAUCUGAUUAUGUCCGUCACUCGGGUUUAGGCCUACUCGACUGUUGGUACGCCCGACUAUAUCGCCCCCGAAAUCUUCUUACAACAAGGCUACGGCCAAGAAUGCGACUGGUGGUCGCUCGGAGCGAUCAUGUUCGAAUGUCUCGUAGGCUACCCACCUUUCUGCAGCGAGAACGCGCAUGACACGUAUCGCAAGAUCAUCGAUUGGAAGAACCAGUUGUACUUCCCGGAGGAUGUGAGGCUGUCGAGGGAGUCGGAGGAUAUGAUUCGAAGGUCAGUCAGAGUGUCUCGGGUCUCGUGAGCAGCGAUGGGGAACUGACUUUGGAUUCGGUUGUGCAGAAUGAUUACCGGCCACGAGACUCGAUUAGGGCGCAAUUCGGCCGACGAGAUCAAGAACCACGUCUUUUUCACCGGCGUCGACUGGACCACGAUCCGCAACAUCGAAUCCCCCUUCAUCCCUCAACUUCGGUACGUACGCCCUCAGACUCCUGAUGUUGUCGAGCAGAAAGCUAACUCGCGAGAGCGAUUCUGGGUUUGACGUACAGCUCUUUGACGGACACGUCUUACUUCCCUACCGAGGACCUCAACGACGUGCCCGAACAACCGAGCCCGUCCGAAGCCAGUUCGGGAAGCAAGGAUCUUGCCUUCUUGGGUUACACCGUCAGUUCUUAUCACCUUUUUUUGCGUUCUUUCCCACCCCAAUACUGAACUUUCGUCUUUUGCUGCGGCCAGUUCCGUCGUUACGAAGGCAACCCAAUCCCUUCGUCCGACCGUUUCUAA
Microbotryum saponariae is the source of this 2313-nucleotide messenger RNA. The record is from the annotation of a GenBank genome assembly. NCBI's taxonomy places the organism in Eukaryota, Fungi, Basidiomycota, Microbotryomycetes, Microbotryales, Microbotryaceae.